UGAUGAGUAAUGAGCAUGAUAAACUGGAUUAUAAAAGCAGAUGAGAAUAAUCACACGCCCUUUACUUCUAAAAAAAUGUGGGCUUUAUUGGUUCUUGUAGGUGCCGCAGCUGCUUCAGCUCCACUUCACAGUCACCAUUUUGAUGGAGAGAAGGUGUUUCGUGUAACACCACACAAUGAAGAGCAGGUAGAAUUCCUCAACAACUUGGCCAGCAACAUGCAGAUUGAUUUCUGGAAUCCAGACACCAUCACACAAGUAAAACCAGAAAUGAGAGUUGAUUUCCGAGUUGAAGCGGACAAGUCCUCUGAUGUUGAGAGUCUCCUGGAGCAGAGGGGAGUGGAAUAUGAAAUUCUGAUCGACAACCUGAAGACGGUACUUGAUGCUCAGUUUGACAGCAAUGUUCGUGCUACUGGACACAAUUAUGAAAAAUACAACAACUGGGAAACGAUAGCUGCUUGGACUGCUGACAUUGCUGCUCAGAAUGCAAACCUUGUCUCCCGCACUCAGAUCGGGACUACAUUUCAGGGACGGCCCAUAUACCUCCUGAAGGUGGGGAAAAGUGGUUCAAACAAAAAGGCCAUCUUUAUGGAUUGUGGUUUCCAUGCAAGAGAGUGGAUCUCCCCUGCAUUCUGCCAGUGGUUUGUGAAAGAGGCUGUUAGUACCUAUGGAAGUGAUACCCUUAUGACACGUCUUCUCAACAACUUGGAUUUCUACAUCCUGCCUGUCCUUAAUAUUGAUGGCUAUGUCUACACCUGGACCAAUUACCGCAUGUGGAGGAAGACACGUUCCACAAACUCUGGCAGCAGCUGCAUUGGUACCGACCCCAACAGGAAUUUUAAUGCUGGGUGGUGCAGUGUUGGUGCCUCGAAUAGACCAUGUGAUGACACUUAUUGCGGCAGCGCCCCUGAGUCUGAAAAAGAGACCAAGGCUCUGGCUGACUUUAUUCGUAAAAAUCUCUCCACUAUCAAGGCAUACUUGACUAUUCACUCCUAUUCCCAGAUGCUGCUGUUUCCUUAUUCUUAUACUUACUCCAUUCCAGAGAACUAUGCAGAGCUGAAUACCAUUUCCAAAGCUGCAGUUCAAGAGCUGGCUUCAUUGUAUGGCACAAAAUAUACCUCUGGUUCAGGUGCUUCAACAAUCUAUCCUGCUGCUGGUGGCUCUGAUGACUGGGCUUAUGAUCAGGGUAUCAAGUACUCCUUCACCUUUGAGCUCCGUGAUACAGGCAGAUAUGGAUUUGCACUCCCUGAAUCUCAGAUAAAGCCAACCUCUGAAGAGACUCUGAUAGCUGUUAAAUAUAUUGCCAAUUAUGUCCUUGAGCAUUUAUAUUAGCAUGGUACUGCAAAAUUAUUCAAGAAAGCUUGUUUCAAAUAUACUAUCCCCUCUGUUCUCUUUCCCUGAUGGCUGAUGAUUUCUGCUUUACAGGGUGCUGUUAGUUCUCCCUUACACUUGAACUCUAGAGCCAAUGGAAAUAUCUUGGGAUUUUUCUAUUAAUCACAAAUAAAAAUGACAAUGACUCAC
Molecule: messenger RNA, 1518 nt
Organism: Malaclemys terrapin pileata
Lineage: Eukaryota; Metazoa; Chordata; Testudines; Emydidae
Product: carboxypeptidase B-like
Exons: 11
Coding region: 10-1329 (439 amino acids)
Biological process (GO): proteolysis
Molecular function (GO): metallocarboxypeptidase activity; zinc ion binding
Source: RefSeq, a predicted model, not a curated record